GCGGCAACCCACAUAGCCUAUAGCUAUAACAAUAAGCAAUAACAUCAUUUUCCAUCUCCAUGCUCUUAGAAUAUAAUAGGCCAGUCUUCAAUUAAAAUUAAAAACAGUAUAAACCUUUCAAACUGCUUAAGUCAAGCAUAAUAAUUUAGUCGCGACUUGUGUGUCAAGUGUAAACAGACAAUUAGAAAAUAGUAGAAGCGGGUGAAUGUCUAGACAUAUUUACCAAUAAUUGUUGCUAUUUGUGGCAUAAGCGUUGUCAUUCAUUCCUUCCCUUCCCCUCCCUUUGAAUCACACGUGAUGAAAGCGGUCAUGUCUGAAUAUUAUGACGUCACGUAUUGUAUGCAAGUAAUUGCAAUGAAAUGAUGGAUGGCCUAUAAUUAGAGUCACAUACGAUAGCUAGUGAACUUCGUGACACAAUUUACGAACUGUAAAACUGUUCGCUUGCCAAAACAUGUCUAGUAACCUAGAAUUUGCUCGCUAUACGAUCAUCGUGCUGACAGCCGUUUUAUGGUGCCAUUUAGUUUCUGGUUUUCAAUGGGUCUCUGAAUACCAACCUAGUCAAGCCCUUCCAGGAGAUAAUAUUACUCUCCACUGGACUUACACACUCUCCCCUGCUGAGCAGAAGAUAGCUGAUAAAUACUCUCUGCUGAUGUUAGAACGAGAGAAAUAUCUGUAUAGUGAUGAGUGGAUAUCUGUUGGUUUAAAACAGCCUCAUGACAAUCGUUACCAGCUAGCAUCCUCUGCCGAAGGCGUGAAAUUAUUGGAUGGCGAGGGUUUUAAGAUUUUGUUGACAAAUACAAGUGUUUUCUCAGAAACACGAUUUAGAUGCAGACUUUUUAGUGCAUUUGCUGCACCCGCAAGCAUAUUACUGCCAAAUGUGAAGGACCCGCCGUUAUCUGUUCGACUAGUGGGUAGUAGUGUCUCAGGCACUGGCCGUGUUGAAGUUCUUCACAAUGGGUACUGGGGCACAGUCUGUACAGAAGGCUGGGGCCUAAAGGCCGCCAUGGUCACUUGUCAAAUGCUGGGUUACAAAGGAGCCUCACUCUCGUCGUGUCAGGGCAACUGUGGCAGAGGGCAGGGCCCUAUCUGGCUCAGUGGCCUGCAGUGCCAAGGGACAGAGGCAUCUUUAGCAGAGUGUUCACAUAAUGGAUGGGGAAAGCAUAAAUGUGAUCAUAGUAUGGAUGCAGGGGUCACAUGUUAUGGCUUGGAGCCACCUACAACAACCAAAGCACCUACAACAACCAUAGCACCUACAUCAACUACAGAACUACCUACAUCAUUUACAAAAGUUGUGCCUACCUCCUUGCUGGAACCUACAACAACAAUUCCAACUUCAGCAACAAGAUCAUCAAUGGCACAUACUUCCAUAGCACCUACAUCAUCUUUAGCCCCUACGUCAUCUCUGGCACCUACAUCUUCCGUGGGACCUACAACAUCUCCACCACCAGAACCCAUCUUCGUUCGUCUCACCGGCGUUGACCAUCCUUCGUUUGGUCGACUGGAAGUCAGGAAAAGUGGCGGGGACUGGGGAACGGUGUGCGUCAACAAAUGGGACAACAAUGACGCUGUGGUCGUGUGUCGUAUGUUGAACUUUCAACAGGUCAAACAGACGGGCUCUGUCGGGGUCUCAAUUCCUGGUCAUGGUGCUAUCUGGCUGGAUAACGUGCAGUGUAAUGGUACAGAGAGUUCCUUGGCAGAUUGCCGGCAUGGCGGGUGGAACGUGUCCAGCUGUAAUCAUACCAUGGACGUGGGGGUAUGGUGCGAAAAUCCAAUCACUCCAUCUCCAACUCCUGAGUCCUUCGAAAUACAGCUGAUAGGCGCCAAUCAUCCUUCGUUCGGUCGACUUGAGGUCAAGCGCAAUGGUGUCUGGGGGACCGUCUGCGCUAAUAACUGGGACUACAAGGAUGCAAUUGUUGUAUGUCGCAUGUUAGGCUACCGAUACGCUCGUACUUUUGGUUCGGUUGGUGGUUCUAUUCCUGGUAGUGGUACGAUUUGGAUGGAUAAUGUGCGGUGUAAUGGUACGGAGAAGUCGCUUUCUGAGUGCCGCCAUAACGGGUGGAAUGUGACAAGCUGUACUCACGCAAUGGAUGUAGGGAUUCACUGUGUUAACGACACUGACCUGAUGGUUCGUUUAGCAGAAAGCGAAAAGUUCGGAACAAAAGCUGCUGGCCGAGUUGAGGUCUUCAUCAAUAACGCGUGGGGAACAAUCUGUGACGACAAUUUCGAUGCUAAAGAUGCCACGGUCAUCUGCCGUAUGCUAGGAUACCGUUACCUCAUGUUGCGUGACAGGUUCAAUGUAGGGGGUCUCCUCCCGGGAUCAGGGCCCAUCAACAUGGACGAGCUCGCCUGUACCGGAAGUGAAAAGUCCGUGUUUGAUUGCCCGUAUGUGGGUGCGGCGAAAACCGACUGCCAUCACAAGGAAGACGUAGGGGUGUUCUGCUCACACAUACCAGUUAUACAGGUCCGCCUUGCCGGCACGUCCUACAAAUACGUGGGUCGCCUUGAAGUGGAAUACGAGGGGAACUGGGGCACAGUGUGCGCUAAGGACUGGGGCCAAGAGAGCGCGCAAGUCGCGUGUAGAAUGCUGGGUUACAAGUACGUGCGCAUGUCUGGAGUGGUGAACUCGCAUUUCACCGAAAGUGGGCCCAUUUGGCUACAGAGCGUCAAGUGUCGCGGUAACGAGUCCUCAUUGGCCGAUUGCCCUCACGAUGGGUGGGGUGUCCAUAGCUGUAACCAUAGCAACGACGUAGUGCUUUUCUGCAGCAACACUUCUGGACCAGAUAUAGAGGUGCGGUUGAGUGACGGUAACAGUCCCGCCGAAGGCCGUGUGGAGGUGUUUCAUACAAGGUUCUGGGGCACGAUAUGCCAGGAUGACUGGGACAACAUGGCGGGGCUCGUCACGUGUCGCAUGCUGGGAUACAAGUAUGUCUACUACAGCGGGAACUGGGGUCUGGUGCAUCCUGGGUCUGGAGACAUUUGGUUGGACAAUGUGCGUUGCCGUGGUAACGAGACAAGCUUGACGCAGUGUCGUCAUAAUCCUUUUGGAGUCCAUGACUGCAAGCACGAGCAUGAUGUUGGUGUACGAUGCGGCAAUGAUCCCAAGGAGAAACCACCCCCCAUUGUUCGGCUGACCAAUGGCAGCACGCCAACAGAGGGGCGCGUGGAACUUCUUUAUGGCAACCAAUGGGGAACCGUCUGCGAUGAUAACUGGGGUAUCCCGGAUGCUGACGUCAUAUGUCACAUGCUCGGUCUACCCGGUGCCGUGAAGGCUGUUACCGCUGGACAUUAUGGUGCGGGCUCAUUACCGAUGGGUCUCGAUGAAGUGGGUUGUCAUGGCAACGAGAGUGAUAUCUGGGACUGCGCAAGUGACGGUUGGGGCAAGCAUGACUGCGCGCCUAAUGAGGCCGCCGGUGUAGUGUGUGUGAGGAAACCCCUCAGACCUCAAGACGGCGGUUGUGACUUCACCAAAGGCAUGUGCCACUGGCAAAACACUUUCGACGGCGAUCAGUUUGACUGGGUGAGGAAGUAUGGCCCAACGCCCUCCGCGGACACGGGACCUACCGCUGACCACACCAACAGCAAUGGCUUUUACAUGUACGUGGAGUCCUCGUCAAACAAGCUUAACGAGUCAGCUCGUCUAGUAAGCCCUCUGCUGGACAGUAACGCGUCCUGUAUGCAGUUCUACUACCACAUGUACGGUAGCGGGGUCGGUUCUUUAAGAGUCAGAGGAGGCGGCAAAGUGCUGUGGGAACUCAGUGGUAGCCAAGGCAACAAGUGGCAAAAGGCGACCGUAGCGCUGGACAUCUUUGGUAUAUUUGAAGUCAUCAUUGAAGCUGUUCAUGGCGGCACAGACAAAGGAGAUAUCGCGAUUGACGACGUGUCAUUCCAUACAUACACGUGCAACAGGACCGCCGAGAGCGCAAUCCCAAGUAGGAUCACCAGCCUUACUAAACCCCAAAUGCCUGAAAAGCAAGCAAACUUUACCAUCUCAUGCGAGGCCACAGGGCUCCCAUCACCAACUGUCAGUCUCCUGAAUGGCUCUGUGAUCCUCGCAUCAGGUCGAGGCAAUGCUACGUAUGCUGUGAUUGGUGCAGAGCCUAAGCACACUGCGGUAUACCUGUGUGUUGCAAACAACAUGCACGGGAAUGACAGCAAGAUGACGGCAGUAGUUGUGCGACAUGAGCCUGUCAACACGGCACUUACAUUCAACGUGUCACACAACACUGCCAAACUUGGCGAAACGGUGGCCAUCACGUGCACAUCACGUGCCUAUCCUCAGGCUGCCUGCAACAUAUACUUCCAAGGCGCUAGCAUCAGCUCGGUCGGCGGGGUUGCUGUGGUUGCCUUCGACUCGUCCAAGCAAGGAGUUUACACUUGCAACUGCUCAAACGAAUACGGCGCAGACAGUGCAGAAAACACGCUGAGCGUGUAUGCGAGGCCACAAAUCCACGUCUUUUCUCCUUCUCUGCUGAACAUCAACGAAACAGACCCUUUCACUUUAUUUUGUAACGCCACCGGAAACCCUAAACCCGUGACGACCAUCAGGAAAGUCGGAAGUGACCGUGCACUUCCGAUACAGGGAAUGCUUGUGGUUCCUAGGAGCUCUCGGACGGAUGAAGGCGUGUACACGUGUCACGCUAGUAACGGAAAAGGAUUCGUGGACACGAGAAACGCUACUGUUAAUAUCGUCAGGCGUUUCCCGCUCAUUGACACUCCCCCUCAUAAUGUAUCAAUGGUAGAGGAUCCCGUGCGGAGCAUCCAGCUGUUCUGUAACGCCACAGGGUUCCCAAUCCCGACAAUAACCUGGUGGAGGGAGGGUGCACCUAAUCACGUGGAUAACGGCCCAGUUUUCACUCUGCCGGUGACGAAACAGAACAGGGGCUCUUACAGAUGCAAGGCCUCGAAUGGAGUCGGAAACCCUGUGGAGGCACUGUUUUAUAUCGAAAUCAAAUACAAACCUGAUGGAACCAUCCUUAAAACGGAUCGCACAAAUGACGUUGCCGUAGGUAACGACCGCGUGGCGCUGACCUGUACCGCAGACGCAUAUCCACCCGUACAUCGCUACUUAUUGUACCGUAACGGGUUCCCUGUAUCUUCUUCACAAUCUGGUGUUUACGUCAUCGACAAGGCUAAGGAAGACGACCAGGGAGUGUACCAGUGCGUGCCUGAAAAUGCCGUGGGAAAUGGUACCACCGCUAACGUCACAUUACGCGUAUUUGGAACCCUGUCUAUCACGCAUGCGCCACGUAACGUAACCGCUGCCGAAAAUUCUGAUGUCACGCUCUUCUGUAACGCAACGUCUGUCUUUCACGUGAUGCCUCUUCCGGCGAGUAUCACGUGGGUCAAGCUGAAUGACGCCAAUGUCACGCUACCGGAGGGCAAGAGUCUGGUUUUGAGAGGUGUCACGCGAAGGGAUAGGGGGAUGUACGAGUGUCAGGCGAGAAAUGGCAUCGCCCGCAUGGAGUCAGCCACAGCAUAUGUUGACGUUAAAUAUAUUCCUUACGAUACAAAACUGACAUCGAGCGCUAUCCAGAACACUGUGUUCAUCAAUGAGUCGGUGACGCUGACCUGUACCGCGGACGCCAACCCGCCCGUCACGCAAUACAAGAUCUUCAGGAAUGACGCGUAUCUUGUUAGUGUUCUUGACGGCGUGUAUAACAUCUCUACUUUUAGCGCGGCUGAUAACGGCACCUACAAAUGCGUGGCGGAAAACAACCAAGGCAAAGGCGCACCCGCCUAUCUUACUCUUGAGCUCGCCGGUCCGUGUGGCAUUCGGCCGAUCGUCGGUUCGAGCCUUCAACAGAUCGUGGGUGGAAAGGUGACGGAGCACGGCGCGUGGCCAUGGCAGGUUCAAAUCGGCUACAAAACAAUGGGACACAUCUGCGGGGGCUCCAUCGUGAAUAGUCAGUGGAUCGUGACAGCUGCCCAUUGCGUGACUACGAAACCUCCAGGAGCGUCACGCUACACCAUGUACGCAUUUAGUGAUCUUAAUGUUACUUUAGGCGAGCACCAAUUGUACCAGCUUGACGGCUCUGAGCAGAACAUCCCAAUAGAAGGAAUCGUGGUCCAUCCAUCUUACAAUGAUCUCGACUACGAUAUCGCACUGCUCAAGCUACGCCAGCCAAUCACGUUUAACGCCUAUGUCUCCCAGGUAUGCCUGCCUCAGGCCGCGCUGCUUGCCGGGACCCCUUGUUACGUAUCAGGGUGGGGACGGAUCGGAGAGUCAUCCCCAGGCUCUAACGUCCUGCAGGAAGCGUCAAUACCGCUGGUCGAUCAGCGCGCCUGCGAGGAACAGUAUAGGAACCUCAAGCCGAUCACCGCGCGUAUGCGGUGCGCGGGGAUUUAUGGGACGCCUAAGGGCACGUGUAAGGGGGACAGUGGAGGGCCUCUCGUUUGCGAGAGCAAAGGACGAUGGGUAUUGAUGGGUGUGACAAGUUGGAGUUAUAAUGGGUGCGCGGACUCGGGAUAUGCCGGAGUGUAUGCAGACGUGGUUUACUUUAAAGACUGGAUACGGCAGACAGUCAGUACGUAAGGCCUUUGGAAAGGCCAGGCAUGGUUUUCAUGACAAAUGCAAUGGUUUGUGCCAUAGCACAAACCAUUGCAUUUGUGGUAAUAUUUAUCCAUAAUUCAAAUCUAUAGAUUUUGUAAAUAUUUAGAACAAAUUACAUGCAUUUGCUGCAAGCCAGCAAAAAAAACAUAUAUAUUUUAGAUACAUUUCAAAAUGUAAAUAAUAUUCUUUUUUCAUCAUACAUUCAAGAUAAAUAGUUUACACAUUUCCGAUUUCUUUCUUGUGUUGUUUUUUCUCUUUUGGUGUCAAGAAAUAAAUACUCUGAAAAUCUUUAUAAAAAACAAAUAGUAAAACUAUUUUUGUAAAGAUGUCUGCAUUCGCUGCACAUAUCAACUGUUUUUGGGUUUACAUAAUUUCUUUCAAGAAAUAUUUUUUAUGAUUUAUUUAAAUAAGACAGAUACAAAGGAUCGUAAAAAUAUCAACGUGCACAGUCUCACAAAAGGAACACGAGAUGUGAAAGGGAUCAAAUCGUCUUUCCAAGAAUGCAUUCGUUUGUUGUUUAUCAUAAGAAAGACAAUGUUUUAUAUUUUUAGUUGACCCGUAAAGUAAAUAAUUUACCUCUGUCGCUCAUUAAGUCAAUAUAUCAAGGCAUGAGAACUUUCAAGUAUUCCAUUUCUCUUUUUUUUACAUAGUUAUAAGAAAAUUAAUAAGUAUUUAGUUAAUAAAAGAUAACAUUCUAUGCUAA
Molecule: messenger RNA, 7253 nt
Organism: Nematostella vectensis (starlet sea anemone)
Lineage: Eukaryota; Metazoa; Cnidaria; Anthozoa; Actiniaria; Edwardsiidae
Exons: 22
Coding region: 452-6532 (2026 amino acids)
Biological process (GO): proteolysis
Cellular component (GO): membrane
Molecular function (GO): serine-type endopeptidase activity
Source: RefSeq, a predicted model, not a curated record